This is a messenger RNA of Aedes aegypti (yellow fever mosquito), 1482 nucleotides long. RefSeq lists its product as uncharacterized. NCBI's taxonomy places the organism in Eukaryota, Metazoa, Arthropoda, Insecta, Diptera, Culicidae. The transcript is spliced from 2 exons. The record is from RefSeq and is a predicted model, not a curated record. Bases 491 to 901 code for a protein of 136 amino acids. Gene Ontology annotation, molecular function: peptidase inhibitor activity.
UGUGAAUUUUGCCAAAUCUUGCCAAAUGUGUGUGUCGCAAUUUGAUUCCGUACACCCUUUAGUAGUAAUAACACGCUAUAUCGUCUUAUUUAAUAAAAUCAAGAUUUGAACACAUCUCUAAAAAGAGACUUGCCACCAGUUCUGAGAAAUGAAACUUGGAUCCAUUUGAAUUCGUGCACUCAUUAUUUUACGGGCAAUAUAAAAAAAAUCAUUUUACGUGUGCCAUUUUUACAUUCUACAGUAUAAAUUUCACCGUAACGUACAAUUUCAAAUGACCUUAUUUCAUGCCGUUCUGCUCUGCCUCUGUUAUCAUUUCAUAUAUUGAUUCGCCAGCGGACUAAUCGCUUUCUGUACUCUAAUUGCAACUCCUUUCUACAUACAUAUUUCAUGUGGUGCACUUGUGCAUUGAGCAGCUUAAUUAUUUAAAAACAAAGACCAAAGCUGCUGACAGUUGCAGUUGUGGAAUAUAAUUUUAGUCCGCUAGAUUAAAAUGGAUCGCUCGGCUUUGAUUCCGUUCUUGGUGCUUGCGAUAACGACGGUUCUGUUUGAAAUUGCGUCAAAUCCAUGUGCAGCAGCUGCACCAGCUUUAACCACCGAAAGUUUGCCAGACCGGACCAAGCGAACUAUUGGAUCGGCCAGCAGUUUCAUAAACUGCAUUACCGUGCUCGAUGGCGUCGGACAACGCUUUUGUUCAUACGACCAGUCUAUCCUGGAAGCAAUCGAGCGAACGGCAACCAAAGGCCCAGAGGAAGAACGUAAGCGGCUUCCGUGUCCACCGAGAAAGACAUUCCGCAAGCAGUGCAACGUGUGCGAAUGUCUGGCUAAUGGAGUGCUGACUUGCACUACGGAUCUGUGCGCCGAGGAGUUCUAUGACGCCAACGGUCUGCCGAAAUAUUGGUGAAAUUGGUGGAAGUAGUGUAUAGUUUUCUUUUUUGGUUUUCUUCGUACAUGUUUUAUAGUGGUUUCUGCUCAUGGGUUCUGGCACGUACCUUGGACAUAAUGUGUGGCAUAAAUUGGUGGAAUAUCAGGUUAUAAUUUUGAUGACCGGUUAGCCAUGCCAGCGGCAUUUUUUGGGACGGUGCCACAGAAUGGUGCCAUAGAAUGGUAAAAUUCUCGAUACAGUAACGCAGUAGGUAUAUUAAUCAAUUAAUCAAGCUAAGGUUAAACAUUCUGAAAUCCUAGCCGAAAUUCAAAUAUGACUUUUAAAAUGGUCGAAUUGUGUUCUUGCUCACGAUUUCGAAGGCACCAAAUUAUUGAGAUACUUGAAAUUUAUAGGUAAAUCGUAGUUAUCUAAAAGAAAACAUGUUUUUUUCUACAGUAUGGUGCAGCGGAGGAAGUGCUCCAACAGGGUAAGUGUGAAUGCCUGAAUUCACUGAUUUCAAAAAAUUUGUCUGUAAAGAUCGAUUCUCUUUUGGUCUAAUAACAAACUCUAUCUUCUUUUUUUUUUCUCGAGGCGAGCAUUUAGGCUCCGAAUAAAUUAUU